AUGGUUGCAAUCAGUGGCCCGACUAGGGGCGACGUGCCUCCGAAGGCCAGGGUGGACUGGGCACGCCUCACCCGCGUGGGAGCUUUCCGUGGCCGGCCCCUGCAGGACGAGAGGACUGGCCUCAAGACCCAGCCUGCCCCAAUCGAGGUGCCAGCUCAUUCUCCAGCUCUGAGGGCCAUCGGCCAUGCUGGCUGGGAACGAUGGGAGUUGCGGCCCCCCAUGCCCAGAAGGUUCCUUUCCCCAGGUGCCCCGGCCUCAUUCGGUCCCCAUAACCAGUUGCUGUUCUUCCUCCAGGGCACAGGAGCAGUGGACUCAACCCCCUUCUCUCCUUCCCUUCCUCCUCUGCAGGAUCUGAAGAAAUACGGGGCAACAACCGUCGUGAGAGUGUGCGAAGUGACCUAUGACAAAACCCCCCUGGAACAGGACGGCAUCACCGUGAUGGACUGGCCAUUUGAUGAUGGAGCCCCGCCUCCUAGCAAGAUCGUGGAUGACUGGCUCAACCUGCUCAAGACCAAGUUCUGCGAGGACCCCGGCUGCUGCGUGGCCGUCCAUUGCGUGGCCGGCCUGGGACGGGCUCCUGUUCUUGUCGCGCUGGCCCUGAUUGAGAGCGGAAUGAAAUACGAAGAUGCCAUCCAGUUCAUUAGACAGUAAGUGCCCCCUCGUAAAGUCCCAAGCUUCCUGCUAAGCAGCAGAUGAAUGGCCGGCAUUUCCAGCUGGCCAGGCAUCGCUCAGGAGCCGCCGCUUGGCGCGCAGCUCCCAGGGAAAGUCCAGUCUCUGGAUAAAUGGUGACCCUUGCAGCUAAACGCAAACCCUUCCCACCAGAGGUAGAGCUCCGCUUAGUCAUUUAUGCAUGUCUAGAAAUGUGUGGACUGAACCCCUUCAUGGAACCGCGGUGGGGAGGGUGUGGAUUUGAGUUCUUGUCUGUUUAAAAUAAAAUUAAAAACCCUACGCGCAGAAAACU
Molecule: messenger RNA, 961 nt
Organism: Varanus komodoensis (Komodo dragon)
Lineage: Eukaryota; Metazoa; Chordata; Lepidosauria; Squamata; Varanidae
Exons: 4
Coding region: 1-651 (216 amino acids)
Biological process (GO): endothelial cell migration; protein dephosphorylation
Cellular component (GO): nucleus
Molecular function (GO): protein tyrosine phosphatase activity
Source: RefSeq, a predicted model, not a curated record